AUGGCGGAGGAAGCAUCGACGGGGGUAGUGAUUCGGUUCCAUGCAGCCAAGGGUUUCGGAUUUAUCAAGCCAGAUGAAGGCGGCGAUGAUCUGUUUGUUCAUCAAUCCGAGAUUCAAGCUGACGGCUACCGUAGCCUCCAGGAUGGUCAGAAAGUCAAGUUUCUAGUUGUUGAGAAGAACAGUCGGCAACAAGCUGUUAAUGUUGCCGCUUUAGAUGGAUCUAACGGCGACAGAAACCGUAAUCGCGAUGGAUACGGUGGUGGAGGUCGUAGAGGAGGUGGCGAUGGAUACGGAUUUAGUCGUGGUGGCGGAGGCGGAGGGUACAAUGAUGGUGGCGGUUUCAGGGGAAACAAUGGUAACGGCGGUGGGUUCCGGAGCGGCGGUGGUGGCGGCGGACGUGAAUGUUAUAACUGUGGUGGGGUUGGGCAUAUCGCAAGGGAUUGUAGUAGCGGCGCUGGAGCUGGUGGCGGUGGCGGCGGUUGUUAUAACUGCGGAGGGUUUGGUCAUUUAGCUAGGGAUUGUUCUCGCGGACGUGGAGGUAAUGGUGGCGGCGGUGGUGGUGGUGGAUGCUACACUUGUGGCGAACAAGGGCAUAUGGCAAGGGACUGUACCUCAGGAGGAGGAGGUGGUGGUGGUGGCGGCGGCCGUGGUUUCUCUAGAUCUGGUGGCGGCGGCGGCGGCGGCGGCGGUGGCUUUAGGUCUGGUGGCGGUGGUGGUAACUGCUACCAUUGUGGAGAACCUGGACACUUUGCUAGAGAAUGCCCAACCAAUGCUUGA
Lactuca virosa is the source of this 777-nucleotide messenger RNA. NCBI's taxonomy places the organism in Eukaryota, Viridiplantae, Streptophyta, Magnoliopsida, Asterales, Asteraceae. The record is from the annotation of a GenBank genome assembly.